AUGGCUACAACUACUAAUAAUAUCAGAGAUAAGUCUACAUCAUUUAAUAUUGAUCGUUUAAUUGCUAAUAAUGACAACAACAAAAGUACCGAAAUGGAUUGUGGUAGGCAAGAUUAUCCGUCCACAUCGCAUGUGCAGUGCAGUCUUGAUAGAAAAGAUGCAAAAAAUAUUGCGAACAAUCUAAAUGGCAAAUUAUUAAAUCACUCCAUGCCUUCAACAAAAGCACCGGUCGUGACUAAUGCUAUGCUGGAUCAAAAUCAGCUUUAUCAAUGCUUCACACCGGUAACAUCUACUACAAUCAAUAAGAAUCCAUUCUUAAAUAAUUCUUUGGAAUUGCCCCUAAAUGUGACAGGAGGACGUCCACUUCAUUUACCGCUGAUGCAACUCCAAUCUCCGAUGCCAUAUCCUUUUCAGUCGCUAACGUGGCCCUACUUAGCUCGUCAUCCACGCGACAACAACAACAAUGCAGUAGCGGCUGCAGCUGCCGCUGCUGUUGCAGUUGGUCAUUUACCUAACGCGAUUCCAUCUUUAGAUGCGAUGACAGGUAAUUCUCAUCACUUAGCUCACAAGCGAUUAAUUGCUCGCCAUGGUUUAGUUAAACGUCGACCACGGACCGCAUUUACCUGUGAACAAUUGCUAACAUUAGAAGAGGAGUUUAAGAAAAACAGGUACCUUUCGCGAUCGCGUCGCCUUGAAGUAGCUAAGAUGUUGAUGUUAAAUGAGACGCAAGUCAAAAUUUGGUUUCAAAAUCGUCGCAUGAAAUGGAAAAGGAAUAAAAAUAAUGGUAAUCUGCCCAUUAGUGGAGGCGAAAGCGAUUACUCAAUUAAUAUGGAUGAAAGUAAAGAUUAA
Molecule: messenger RNA, 849 nt
Organism: Trichoplax adhaerens
Lineage: Eukaryota; Metazoa; Placozoa; Uniplacotomia; Trichoplacea; Trichoplacidae
Product: ANTP homeobox protein
Exons: 2
Coding region: 1-849 (282 amino acids)
Biological process (GO): regulation of DNA-templated transcription; neuron projection morphogenesis; spinal cord motor neuron cell fate specification
Cellular component (GO): nucleus
Molecular function (GO): DNA-binding transcription factor activity, RNA polymerase II-specific; sequence-specific double-stranded DNA binding
Source: RefSeq, a predicted model, not a curated record